AACAAAAUUUCCUAUCCAUCCUAUAUAUUAAUUCCAUCCAUGCCUAGAUCUUCCAUAAUGAAAACCAUCAUCAACGUUCGUCUUUCAUACAAGAAGAUGGCACCUUCUCUAACCAAAUUGACUUGCUUUUGCCUGACAUUUCUUCAAGUCACUGUAUGUCAAACUUUUGCUUUGGGACCUGUUGAUCCUACUAAAGGGUUCAUUCCUCUUCCUUUAAACCGGACAUACUACCACAUCCAAAGGCCCUAUGAUUUGCUUGAAGAUCAGCGUUAUAGCUUCAUCAAUGGACUUCACAGAUGUUGGGUUUACUCCACAGACAAACCGCAUACUCCUACGAGCCAAACGAAGCCCCGAACUGAGAUUGCUAUUCAGGGUUACAAUUAUUCCUCUAGCGUGUGGCAAUUUGAAGGACACUGGUACGUGCCCCAAGGGACAUCAGGCGUUUGCAUCAUGCAAGUUUUUGGUGCAACCGCUCCUCGAGCCACCACCCUAAUGCUCAGGGUUUACAACGGUUCCCUCUCGUACUACAGGGGUCCGGUCCUCGUCCAGGACAUCUAUGACAAGUGGUUCAAGUUGAAUGUUAUCCAUGAUGUUGAUGCUGCCAAAGUGAAGGUUUACAUUGAUGGGUAUCUAAAAUUAGAGGCUGAUGGUCGUGGAGGGACAUCCCAUACCUUCAAAUGUGGGGUAUAUGCCCAAAAUGAUGAUUCCUAUUACAUGGAAUCCCGUUGGAAAAGUAUUAAAGUUCUAAAGAAAUGUAACUGA
Molecule: messenger RNA, 762 nt
Organism: Durio zibethinus
Lineage: Eukaryota; Viridiplantae; Streptophyta; Magnoliopsida; Malvales; Malvaceae
Product: citrate-binding protein-like
Source: RefSeq, a predicted model, not a curated record